CUUGUGUUUCUUGAUCUCUUUGCGAGAUCGAGCAUAAGUAAGCCGAAGAAGAAGAACAGAAAAGAGGUACUACAUAUUCGGUGGGAAUCGACGAAUGAAUUUACUAGGACUACUGUCAAAUAGAAGCUCGCAACGGAGGCCCCGAAGUAAACUGGAGCUAUGCGACUGAUCCUUGUCAUCUUGAUUUUCUUCUUGGGAUCGGUACUCUCGAGGUACUAUGAAAAAAAACGCUUUGACCGCUCUAUCUACGAUGAUUUUGAAAUACCAGAGUUUGGCAAAUAUUUAAUAAGAAAGCAAUGGACAUUUACCGAUCACGAAACGCAUUUUAGAGCAUAUAAAGAUAGAAAAAAAAAUAAUUGCUACAUAGAGAAAUUAGAAGACAAUGCCACUACAAAAAAACAUUCAGAAAUUGAAAUUGUACAACAAAAGCAAACAUCAAAAAUUCUUUGUACACCAAAUGAAUUGACAAAAUUUGAGGCAUGGCAAAUUGCAGGAGGUAGAAUUGUUGAUUUCUGUAAUGGACGGAAAAUUAUUUUACUACAAAAAACUAUUCCAAUAAUCGACCAAACGACAGAUCCUUUUUUCAAUAUUCUUCCUUUCGACGAAAAUGCUAUUGUCACAAGAAGAGUAGCUGAUAUACUUCUAACACCAUUAAUAAGUCGAGCUAAGAGACAAAUCGCGCUUGAAGAAAGGCAAAAACUUAAUAAAAACUUUAAACAAGAUCGUUUGCGUCGUCAAGUACAACUAUCUCCAGGAAAAUUUCAAGGACAAACACAGUCUCAAUAUUUAAGUAUUGGUAAUAGUGAACAAAAAGAAGGCAAAGCCGAAGCUGAAGCUACUCAACAAUCUUCUCGUGCAGUUGUUACUGGAACCUAUGGUAUGGGACAAGCACAAAGUAUGUCACUGGGUAGUACCGGAUGUGAAGAUUGUUCAAAAUAUACUGGUGAAAAUGUUCCAGAUAAAUACAUUCAAUUACCAGCAGUUAAACAACCAAGUGAUACUAUUAGAUAUCCUGGUGUGAUUACUUCUGGAAUAGAUACAACUUAUCCUAGCAGAAUACCUGCUAGCACAGCUCGAGAUAUGUCUAAUCUGGGUACUGUACCUAGUAUUACUGGUGGUAAAAUUCCUGGAAGUAUAUUUGAUACCACAACUGAUGGUAGAGUACAUCCAGUAAUACAUCCUGGUGGUAUACCUAGUAUUGGAACUGGUGGAACUGCAUCUUAUUCUGCAGGUAUACCAGGUACUAAGACAAGUAUAGCUUAUCCUGCAGUUAUACCUGGAAGUACACUUGGAGGUGCAAGAGGUGAUGAUAUAGCUUACCCUGGAGAUAUACCUAGUACUAGAACAAGUGGUGAUGCAAUUUACCCUGGAGGUGUACCUGCUGUGACUAGUAGUGGUACAGUUUACCCUGGAAGUGGUACUACAACUGGUGCAGUUACUAAUGGUGCAAUUUACCCUGAAAGAAUAUCAGGUGGUGGUAUAACUUACCCUGGAAGUAUACCUGGUACAACAACAGGUGGUGUAUCUUACCCUACAGGUGUAUCUGGUACUACAAUUGGUAGUGGUACACCUCUUUAUCCUGGAAGCAUACCUGGUGCUACAACUGGUAGUGUAGUUUACCCUGCAGGUGUACCUAGUAUUGCAACUGGUACAGUUUACCCUGAAAGUGUACCUGGUAUUACAACAGCUGGUGGUGUAGCUUAUCCUGGAAGUAUACAUAGAAUUACAACAACUGGUAGUGUAGCUUACCCUGGAAGUGUACCUAGUACUAUAACGGAUGGUGGUGUAGCUUAUCCUGCAGGUGUAUCUGGUAUUGCAACUGGUAGUGGUACAGUUUACACUGGAAGUGUUCCUGGAACUAUAAUUGGUAGUGGUGUAGCGUACCCAGGACAUGUACCUAUAACUGGUGGUGGUAUAGUUUACCCUGCAGGCACUGUAACUAAUGGUGCAAGUCAACCAAAAAGUGUACCUGGUACUACAACUGGUGAUAGUGUUAGUUAUCCUCCAGGGUUACCUGGAGGUGCUGUAGUUUAUCCUAGUAGAGUUGGUAUUGUACCAGAUACAAGAGAAUUUGUUUCUGAUAAAAUUAUAACAAAUUCAAAAGCAAUUGUAGAUGCUAAAGUGUAUGCCAAUGGGCAAAUUCCUACACAAUUUUUUGGUGAGAGAACUUAUCCUACUAGCACAAGUGAUAUAUAUCAUAAUAUUGGUACACCAGGAACUUUUCCCAUAGAUAAUACAGGUGUUUAUUACGGUGGUAUUUCACCACCAGCAAAUCAAUUAAGGGAAACUAUACAUUAUCCAAAAAAAAUAAUACCAAAUAAAGAAACUGAUAGAGUUAUUAUACCUGGACCAUCUAUCAGAGUUCCAACUGGUGAUAUUACUAGAAGCAAUCUUGAUGGCACAAGAGACGUUUUUCAAGGAAGUACAUUGCAAGGACAAUAUCCUGACACUUCAAGAUGGCAAGAAAAAGGGACUUCAGAUCUUACAGGACAAAUAAUUGGACAAUACCCAACACAAGCUAAACAAUAUCCUGGUAUACACUAUCCAUCCAAUAUAGGAGCUACAUCAAAUAUUGGAGAAGGUCCUCAAUAUUAUCAACAAUCAGGAAGCCUUUUGCCUACAGAAAGUGAUAACUCUAAUUCUCAAGCAUCUAGUUCUGUAAAACAAACAGAUUCAGGCACGCAGGCAAGUGCAUCAGCUCAAGGAAAAUUUGGACAAGGUACAGCUCACUCUCAGAUAACAGGUAGUUAUACCGGUUCUGGAUCAUUCUCAGCCCAAGCUGGUAGUACUGAUACUAAUAAAAGUGCACAAACAGAAAUUAAUGGUGGUAAAGAAAGUACAGUAAGCAAUGCUCAAGGAAUUGGUGGUUAUGGAAAAAGUCAAGCACAAGUUCAAUUAAACUCAGAAUUAGGUGCUACAACAACAGGUGCACAAAGCAGUGGUUGGAAUCAUGGUACAAAUUCUCAAGUACAAGCAAGCUCAAAAGGUGGAAUGGCAGACGCUCAAGCAAAUGGCGAGGGAAAUACUUCGAGUCAAGCUCAAAUUGGUUUUCAACCAUAUCUUAAGACAGAUGAAAAAGUUGAAAAAUAUUUGAAACCAUUCCACGGUGGUGGAACAGCGUCUGCUCAAAGUGGAACGUAUACUGGACAGUCCCAAUCUCAACUUGAAGGAUCUUUCCAAUAUGGAAUUACUUACACUGGUGCUGCACAAGCGGGGUCAGGAUCUGGUGCAGCAGCUUCUAGAAAACCAUUCAAUUUCAAUCUUACAGAUACUGAGCUGUUUAAAUCAUUUAAACCAUCUAAUGGAGCACAAAUUGUACAAAAGAAUAAUAGUGAAGGAACAAAUACAUCUUCGAAUGCAGGUAAUGAAUAUAAUCAAUCUCAACAAGGUUUACAAACGAGUUCUAGUUCCCAAAGAAGAAUUUUUACCAAACCAACAGAUUCGCAAAACAUGACUAAUAAAUCAGAUCAAUCUAUUGAAAAGUCUCAAUUGGAUGAUACAGCAUAUGAUUAUGAAGAAGAAUAUAAUAGCGAAGAUUAUGAUAUAUCAUCAUUUCAAACUUCAAUAAAUCCGAAGAUUUCAAAAAUUUAUGCUGCAGAACAAAAUAAUAGUAACUAUCAAUCGCAAACAUUACAUGUUGCAACUGGAAGUCAAUAUGAUACUCAUGUGAAACAAGAUACAAAUGCACCACAAGUUGGUGAUGUCCUGCAACCUAGGCAAUCAUUAUCAAGAUAUACUAUACCACCUGGUUUUCGGAGUAGAGUAAUAUCAGUAGCUGGUGAUGAAACUAUUGCUCAUGGUGAUGGAAAGUCUCAAUCUCAAACAGUUUCUCUAGUUCCAAAGGAACCAAAUAUGACUAAUGAAAACAAAUCACCCAUCUCAGAAAUUAGAUCUCUUAAAACUAGUCAUGAAAGAUUAAUAAAAAGUCAAGUUGCAUCUGAAGAAAAACAAAAAAAUAAUUUUCCACAAAUCCAAAAUCGAACUUCAAAAGAAUAUGCAAAAUCUAUUUCUAAUACACCAAUGAAACCAAGUUAUUAUACAGUAACAAACAGUGUUACUGGUAAACUGAAUGGUAGAAAUUCACCAAGAAAAUAUGAACAUCGCUAUUACACCAAAAGUUCAACUUGUGGAUAUUUUACAUUCUCUUGUAAUAUUGUAUAUGGUUCUAAUGGUAGAACAAAAAUUUGUAAACCAAAAAUGCCGACAUAUUCCGACGGUACUCCUAUAAAAUGUUAGAUGGUGAUAUUAA
Messenger RNA from Frieseomelitta varia, 4249 nucleotides. RefSeq lists its product as uncharacterized. The transcript is spliced from 6 exons. The record is from RefSeq and is a predicted model, not a curated record. Bases 160 to 4236 code for a protein of 1358 amino acids. NCBI's taxonomy places the organism in Eukaryota, Metazoa, Arthropoda, Insecta, Hymenoptera, Apidae.